UAUCAAUCGUAUACAUGUCGUUAUUGACAUAGCAUGUCAUAACUUAUUUUCAUUUUCAUCUGUUGGAAAAAUCCGCGAUUAAAGCGACCAAAGUUAUUGGGGGUGAUUUAUGGCUUAAUUUCUUCUACAUUUGGGUAAAAGUGAUAUUCUAUAGCAGCAUGUACGUCGUUGUACGGUCGAUCAGUUUGAGCAACACUCGUUGGCAGUUAACAAAAUGUUGCGGUGGUGUUUUUAUCAGUAAUCCUUUCACCUGCAACGUAAAUUGCCACUUGACCAGACCGAACCCACUGGAGUCCAGGCGACUUUACUCAUUAACGACUAAACACUCGAAUGUGCUCAGUUUUUAUGAAAAGACACUAAACAACGUUCUUUUGAGCCAUGAUAGGUAUUUCCAUUUGUCCUCUUUAAUUUGCGAGAAGGAGCCUCUUAAACCGUCAUCAAAACUGGAGGUAACGGUCCAAGAACUUAGAAAACAGAAAGAAAAGGAGGCCAAAGACCAAGACGUUCAAAUAGCAAAAUCGACUGUUAAAAAAUCAAUUAAACAGAAAAUAGUAGACGAAAUACUGCACUAUUAUCAUGGCUUCAGACUGCUUGGAAUAGACGUCAAAAUAUCUGCUGGUCUUGUGUGGAGAAUUCUUCGGGGUAAAACUUUAACUCGAAGAGAAUAUCGAUUGCUCACUCGUACUGUUGGUGACCUAUUCAGACUACUUCCAUUUUCCGUUUUCAUAAUCGUACCAUUUAUGGAAUUGUUGUUGCCAGUUUUUAUCAAACUUUUUCCCGGUAUGUUACCAAGCACGUUCCAGACCACUUCAGAAAAGGAAGAUAAAAUCAAACAAAGCUUGAAGGUUAAGUUAGAAAUGGCAAAAUUUUUACAGGGUACCCUCGAUGAUAUGUCUGUUCGACACGUAGACCGAUAUUCUGAGAAUGCCAAAGAAUUUGUAGAGUGGUUUAACAAAGUUCGUACCUCAGGCGAAGUGGUAUCCAAUGAGGACAUAAUGAAAUUUUCAAAACUUUUUGAAGACGAAAUCACGUUAGACUCGUUGACCAGAAGCCAAUUGAUUGCUUUGUGCAGAGUAUUGGACGUUCAGACACUGGGCACAAACAAUUUUUUAAGAUUUCAGCUGAGAAUGAAAUUACGGCAAUUGGCGGCAGACGAUAAAAUGAUUCAAAAGGAGGGCGUUCACUCGCUAACUCUGGCAGAAACUCAACAAGCCUGCAGAGCUAGGGGCAUGCGAGCAUAUGGGGUAUCUGAAGAGCGACUGCGGUCACAAUUAAACCAAUGGCUGGACUUAAGCUUGAACGAAAAGGUGCCUCCAUCGCUGUUAUUAUUGUCCAGGGCUCUGAUGUUACCAGAAACUAUUCCGACCAGCGAUAAAUUGAAAGCAACGAUCUCAUCUUUGCCUGAAACGAUCGUGAAGCAAACUCAGGCCGCUAUAGGUGAGAAAGAGGGCAAAAUCGACAACAGAAUCAGAUUGGAACUGUUAAAGGAAGAGGAGAAAAAAGUCGAGGAGGAGCGAAAAGAGCACAGAGAGGAGCAACGAAAACUGGAAGAAAAAGAGUUAUUGGUUGAUAAAGCCCCUAUUAUAUCGUCAUCGACAACUCCGAUUUUAGAAGAUACUGCUUUAAGGAUAUCAAGUGAAAAGUUGGAGCAGGUGGAAAAGGAGAAGGAGAAAGAAGAAGAUUUCCACACGAAAGAUAUUCAAAUUAUCGAGUUUGCUAUCGACACAGUAUCGAAAGAGAAGAAACUAAUCGUUGAAAAAGAGGAAAUUCAGGACUUGAAAGCUGAAAUGGCUGAUUACAAGGAAGACGUAGAUGAUCUCGCCAAAGCAGUGGCCGAUAAGCCGAAACCCGAAGUGCAAGAAACCAAAGCAGCAAAGAGAUUAUUCAAGAGUGUGAACAAAAUGAUUGGUAAAAUGGAUAAGGUAUUAGUGGGAUUGGAGAAGAAAGAGGCCCAGUUGAAGAAAGAUUUAGAAACUGAGAUAAGCGACAAGAAAAAGGAUGAGCUGCUUAAGAUUGACGACAUCAUAGCGGCUAUACAGAAAAUCAAAGAUGUACCCGAUCAGAAUCGACUCGAAAAGAUUGUGAAAGUGCUGCGGAAAAUGGACGAUGAUCAUGACGGUUCUCUAAAAAUUGACGAUGUGCUAAAAGUUUUCGAAAUCAUUGGUAAAGAAAAUGUGAAGCUGAACAGUAAACAGGUGGAUGAGCUGAUCGAGUUGAUUGACAAAGAGGAAAUUCUAGAAGUAGAAGACAAAAUUGAGAAAGCGCUUCAGAAAGAUAAGGAGACCAAAGAGGCGCAGCGGAUUUUAUCGCGCUCCGAUAUCGACAAACGGACCUCCGAAGGGUCCGUAGAGGAAUCUAGCUCUGAAAAGGAAGAAAUAGAAGCUAAGAGCACAAAUAAUGUGGAGGGAAAAAGUGCGAACGCAGCCAAAUCAACUCAUAAACCCCAAUUAUUGGAUUCCCAGGACAUACUUUCUUCUGGCAUUGAAGAAAAGCAGCCUACGAAUAGCUCUAAACGGGUUUAAAUGAAAAGGCGUAACCACUCCACCAACUUAUUAAAGCCAUUGUUGUAACCAAACUAUGCUGGUUCCGCUGUUAUUCAUUUUAGUAUUGUCAACAGCACUAAUUUAUUUUCUAUGGUCUGGAAGGUGUAAAUAUCAUUGUUCAGUGGGACGAGCGGUGAAUUAUUUGCUGUACCUGAGUCAUAAACAUUGUUGUUUUUGUAUAUUUACUUGAUUAAAAAACGCAUUUUAAAACA
Molecule: messenger RNA, 2755 nt
Organism: Dendroctonus ponderosae (mountain pine beetle)
Lineage: Eukaryota; Metazoa; Arthropoda; Insecta; Coleoptera; Curculionidae
Gene: Letm1
Product: mitochondrial proton/calcium exchanger protein
Exons: 10
Coding region: 159-2522 (787 amino acids)
Biological process (GO): intracellular monoatomic cation homeostasis
Cellular component (GO): mitochondrial inner membrane
Molecular function (GO): ribosome binding; calcium ion binding
Source: RefSeq, a predicted model, not a curated record